Messenger RNA from Dimorphilus gyrociliatus, 3767 nucleotides. Lineage: Eukaryota; Metazoa; Annelida; Polychaeta; Dinophilidae. The record is from the annotation of a GenBank genome assembly.
AAGAGAGAGAGAGAGAGAGGGGGGAGGGAAGAGAAAGAAUAUAUAUAUAUAUAUACAGUAUGUACAUUCGUGAUUUUAAAAAAAUAUAUAAUUAGACACUGACGUUUUUUUUCUGUUAUUUAUGUAAAUUAUGAGAAGUGUUUUUUUUCUCUUUCUGUCUCUCUCUCUCAAUCAUUUUUUAUUAUUUCUUCUUCAUACACUAUUAUUAUUAUUAUUAUUAUUAUUAUUAUUAUUGUUAUAAUGUAUAGGCCUUAAUUGACUUUAUUCUACCAAAAAAAAAAGUUUUCGUGCUACAGUAAGGGUUAAUUUUUUUCUUGUUUGACUGAAGAAUUUCUCUUUACUUUGUUUAAUCAAGUGCCUAUUCUGACCUUUUAAAAUAUAAUUUUAGUUCGUUUAUGAUAAAGGAGAAUGUUGUAUAUUACCUUUGUGAAAUUUUUGUGUGCCUUAUUUGUCAAUUAUUGCGGAAGGUAUAGUUCAUUAUUGGACAUGAGUCUUGAUUUCAGAAUUAAAUAGAGAAAUGCUAAAAAUAAACCGAGAAAAAAACGAACGAAAGAUGGAGCCUUAUGAUUUAUCAGAUGGCGUGCCAUUCGUAGGGUUUAAGGGCGAAUGAGGAAAAUGAAACUGGAAUAAGGCCUAGCUCUGGAGAAGAAAUCGGAUGACGUGGCAAACUUUUUACCGGAAGUGGUUGAAGAAUAUUUGGAAUAGAAGUGGAGCGAAUAAGAGAAGUAGAAAACAAAUAAAUAGAAGAAGAGAUAACAAUUCUUUUAAUCUACUCGCCACCAAUCAACCUGGCAUCGAUCGAGUAGCAGAAAUUCUAAGAUCAUCGACCGGAAAUUGAACGUAAAUCGAGCUCCUCCGUCACGUCGCAACUGACGUUCUCUUUUAUAAGGCCUAUUCCUCAAACGUUCUCGUUUUUGUAUUCACCCAGCGUAAGAGUACUUAAGCCUUGUUGCAGUACUGCAGUAUGCAUCUCAACGGAACCACGUUGACCGUCGAAAGUUGGUUUACAGCGUGUAUAGCGGGAGUAGGAAUUCUCACCAACAUUCUCCUACUACUAACCUUCUGCUGUUUGAAGAAUUUACGGAGGCCAAUGAACGCUUUUUUAUUACACCAGUGUCUUUUGGAUGGAAUUAGAUCCGCCUAUUGCAUUCCAUUCUCUGUCGUUAGCGUCUACAGACCAACAAUUUGCAGCGCUUUGGCCGGUACUUAUAUCGUAUUAGUCACUUGCGCAUCGUUUAAUCUCUUAGCCAUCGUUAUGAACGAAGCCUAUUCGUUUUCGGAUAUAACUUUGGGUGUAAAUGCUUCACAGAAUUGCUGUUGCGUCUGGUUUGCACUAGUUGUUAUCUGGUUUGCCGCAAUUAUUACUAAUUUGGGAGUAGCGUUCAUGCCAGGAGGACGAUCUAUUGAACAGUGCCGCUUUACUAUGGGCGUCACAAAUAACUAUGUAUUACACGUGGUUUGGCUACUUUUAGAGGCUAUGGCCAUACUUAUGACGAUCGCUUUCCUUUGUCAAUUAGCAAAGGAUAUAUCUAAAUGCAACUACUACAGACUAUCGACUCUGGUAAGGGCCACAGUUUCUAUUGAUCCGUCGGUUCGAACCAACUCACAACGCCGUCAAUCCGUCAUGGUAGACAAGAGGAAUGUAAGGGACACUGUAAAGAUGAUGACCUACAAACUAAGAGUUCUAUCAGCUUAUACGGUACUUUUUGUCAUAGCUUGUCUACCCUUGUUGACUCUGUACGCCAUUGAACCGUUAGUGAAUGCUCCUCAGUUAGUCUACAAAUUCUUAUCUAUACUGGCCUGGUCACAGCCGCUGAUAACACCUUUCGCCGUCUAUUCGCUGAUAAAGGGUGCCGGAGGAUUUUUCGCCGACCCUAACGAAUUUAGUGGACCUUUGCUCCUAGGUCAAAGACCUUCGUCAGACGGCGGACUUCCGCAGGUUCGAAUUGAAACGAGUAGUAGUCAGUAUUUGUCCGCCGAGCUACCGUCAGGUUCGAGAUAUGAUUUCUUCCCAAGUAUUAGCGCAGCUGCCAGUGCUACAUCGUCUCGAGGGCGUCGGGCAAGCGCUUUUAUUGUUUAAAGAAAGAAAAAAAUCUGCAAUCUUUCUCACGAUCGUAAACAGUUUAUAGCCUGUAUAAAGAGACGGUAAGGAGUGGAAAAAUGUGAGAAAAAGAGAGAAGUAAAGAAGGCGAGAGAAAGAGAUAGAGGCAGUUGCAAAGAAAGAGACGUCUAUUAUAACUUGGCAAACAUGUUUAGUUUUGGACAAAGGAUCGCUUACUCUCUCUCUUUUAGCCUUCUAGCCCUAAUUGGAUUUGUCACCAAUUCAGCUAUAAUCUCAGUUAUUCUACUUACCCGUUCUAUGAGGAAGACGUGCAACUUUUAUCUGGUAUCAGUCGCCAUUUCGGAUUUGCUAUUGUGUGGGAUAACCUGUCCAUUUAAUGCCUAUUCUGUGACCACUACAAAAGCUGUUUCUGGAUGUGAAUUUAUAGCCUUAUUUAAUUGUUGCCUAACGUUUGUAAGCUUUAUUAGUUUGACCGCUAUUGCAGUGAACCGAGCUUUAAUGAUGAACAUCUCGAACCUUCUUUACGAUAAACUCUUUUCGAAUACGAGAACUAUCGUCUCCCUAAUUGUGACUUGGACAUCUAGUCUAGUACUUGGCCUGUAUCCAAUGGCUUAUACGAACGGAUACUUUCCGUCCAACGAAAAACCUUAUAGAUUAUGCAUAGUGGAGGCGAUAAUCGAAGAGAAUUAUGUCUCAGACACUGUCUUUCUUCUAUCAAUGGUCAUCAUAGGCACAGCUAUAACCUUAAUUAGUUACUACAUCGUCUUUCGACGAGCGAUCAUCUUGAAGAGGAAGCAUCAGCAAUUUCGCGUGACCCGUAAUUUGUUCGUCAUCACUAUAGUCUACGUCGUCUGUUGGCUACCCUAUUUAUUACUUGUGAUAGCCGAUCGUGAUCAGAAAGUCGCCGACUUGAUACGUCAAAUUUUUCUUCUGAUUUUCUUUUCCCAUGCCGUAAUCAAUCCGAUUUUAUACUUGGCUUUGCAUAAUCCCCUCCGUCGGGCUAUUGGGCAAACUUUGCAAAUUUGGAAUAAGAAAACAACCAAUCGGAUAUCUGUUAUACCAACUACAAUCUAUUGAUUCGUUUACGAGGUUUUUAAGUAUCGUACAUAUUCUAAUGGUAAUCUAAACCGAAUCCACAAAUUUAUUCUUUCACGUAUAAAGUAUAUAGUCGGAGAACACUAGACGCUGUAGACCCCUAUUAUGAUACAUAUCUGUCUAUUAUACUCCUACAUUAUCUACUCAAAACGUUAUGAAGCCCAAGUUUUUAGCUAACGAUCGCCGGCGCCAUCUAUCGAUGUACAUAUAUAUAUAUAUAUAUAUAUAUAUAUAUGUUAUUGGGGGAAUCGAAUGAUACUUGACGAAAUUCCCACUUCUCGCCUUGCAAGUAGAUUGAAAGUGAUCCUAUGAAAAAUAUCGAGAAAAGCCAUUAUGUAUUAUAUACUUUUGGAAUAUUUGAAUGAGGAAAGGAAUCGAGAAUAUUCUGUCCUUUUCUUUAAACUUAUCUCUCAUCCCUCCUUACCUCACCCCAUCUACUUCCGUCUAUUCACUGUUUUAUUGUAUAUUGUACUCUUUCUAAACAUAUCAAUCAAUUAUCUAUAUAUAUAUAUACUGUAUACUAUAUAAACUAUAUAUGUAUAUUUAUAUAUAUGUAGAUUAUAUAUAUUCAAAGUGAUUGUUGAUUCAUGCUUAGAUUGUUUUUCCCCAA